Macrosiphum euphorbiae (potato aphid) is the source of this 210-nucleotide messenger RNA. The record is from the annotation of a GenBank genome assembly. NCBI's taxonomy places the organism in Eukaryota, Metazoa, Arthropoda, Insecta, Hemiptera, Aphididae.
AUGAACGGUUCGUCGGUAUUAAGAAAACACAGUCUUAAGAAUGUGUUAUCCAUCUUUGAGAGUCGUUUGUUUUCAAGCGCACCAGAAGCGACUUUUGAAACUAAGCCAUUUAAGUUGCAUAAACUUGAAAAGGUCCCAGUACAACCGUCACCUUUGUCUUCAGAAGAUGCUAUGAAAUAUUAUAACAAAUGCAAACUAUUCGACGAAUAG